This is a messenger RNA of Paramacrobiotus metropolitanus, 2211 nucleotides long. RefSeq names its product zinc metalloproteinase nas-12-like. The coding region runs from base 475 to 1167 and encodes 230 amino acids. Gene Ontology annotation, biological process: proteolysis. The transcript is spliced from 5 exons. Gene Ontology annotation, molecular function: zinc ion binding; metalloendopeptidase activity. Lineage: Eukaryota; Metazoa; Tardigrada; Eutardigrada; Parachela; Macrobiotidae. The record is from RefSeq and is a predicted model, not a curated record.
UUAAACCUCUUUGUACGCCGGCUGAUUUGCAUGACCGUAUAAACCACACGACGUCUUUGUAAUGAGGAACGUAUAUUACAGCAGUUUGAAACUAUGAAGUUUAUUUUUAAUAUCGUUUAACACAUACCACUCAUGAUACCAGUAUAAUUAUAAAUACGUUAUAUCGCGAAACCGUCGAUUGUCAUUGUACGAGCCAGACGUCUAUUACUCGUAUUGCGCUUUUCCGUGCGGUUUUCUUUGGAAUCACGCGAGUGAAUAUUAAAAAUUUCUUUUAAAGUGCCGUGCACCAGCUCUUCCACGGAAAAAGCCAUAAUAAUUGUUAUUAUUGUACGUUCAGCAGCUCCAUGGAGAUUCCGCAUACUGCAAGAAAAUCAGCAUUUUCCCUUUGAGACAUUCUAGAUUCCUCUGUCCCCAGAAUUCUGCUUACAGCUUUAUCAGGAACAACCUGAGUAGACCGUGGAUACACUCACCAAUAUGACAAUGUAUAUUAAAACGCUUGGACUGGCUGUGUUUUCUGUUGUCUGCAUUUUGGUCAUCGCAGGCCAUCACGUGCUGUUAUCAAAAGCCGGCUUGAUAAAGCGUGAUACUACUGCUCGAAUAGAGAGCGAGCCGGAAGCUACACCUAACAAGCGGCAAAACACUGUUUCGUACUAUUUCGACUCCAAAAUUAAAAAUCUGGAACAGAAAAAUACCAUCAAUCAAUCAAUGCGUAUUAUAUCGUUGUACACGGACAACUGUAUCAUCUUCAAGGAGUUAAGAAAGCCUACUGGGAUUAUACACAUACAGUUUAUCCCUCACCCGAAAUCGAAAUUCUGUCUAGAUGAAUUCACUAAAACCGGAGAAAGCACCAGAACGAUUAAACUGGGAGCAGACUGCAUGCAUGUCAACAUCAUCAUCCACGAAAUCAUGCACGCAUUGGGAUUUUCCCAUGAACACCAGCGCCCCGAUCGAGACCGUUACGUGCAUAUCAAUACUAACAACAUAAAACCCGACGGCAUCAUCCAGCAGCAGUUUCAGAUUUUGCCCGGAAUGGAGACAUACAAUGUCCCCUACGACAUCCACUCCGUCAUGCAUUACAACGAAUUUAUACCACAGUUUGCCAUCCAUGAGUCGCAGCCUAUAAUGACCUUUAAGAACGGCACGCGCCAAGAGCUUUUCACGCUCUGAGCGAACUAGACCUCGUUAAACUUCGAGUGGCGUUUAAGUGCCAAGUCACGCCCGGUUCCAAAACCGCCACAGACGCUGCUCCACGAACACCAUCCUCUACAAGAAAACAUCGCACAAAACCGGCUCCAUCAUCGACUGUUUACCCUGAAACAGAUCAAAAUCCUACGAACUGUCGGCACUCAACGACUUUCCAGCAACAAAUGGAUGUUAACGCUUCCAUAAUGCGUUGUACGCAGGAUGUGACGAUUGACGAAAUCGAGAUAUUAGUUCGGCGUUUCCAUCUGCUAGCGCGCCCCGUCGGUGUUUUUCUAUAUGACAACGAGGCGUACUUAGAAUGGUCGAUAUUCCACAGAAUUAGCAGAUUGGUUGUUAUCCUCCUUCUACAGAACUGCACGCGGCGUUCAACAAGCCAAGUGCCGUUCAGCAUGAAUUUUCGCGAUUUACAGCGUUUCCACUUGUCCAACUGCGUGGAUCUGGAUAUCCAAAAGCAGCACUUUACAGAUCUGCCAAAUCUGCGAAUGUUCUCUUUGCAAAACUGCACCAUAUACAACCUGGAGACGAACGCUUUCAGUGACCUGCCGCAGCUGCGAAGUCUCUCCCUGGAUUACGCUGGUCAAAGCGUAAUGCAAAGGUCACCGGCUUAUCGAUCGUAUUUAUACGACCUUCACUGCGGAAAGCACAGCUGGUUUCACUGCUGGAUGGAGUCGUUCCCCGCAUUGUUCCAGUCGCGAGCCAAAGGUGACAUUUAUCAUAUUCCCAAUUCCUUUGUUAACACGGCUGUGCAUGUGGAUACGAUGCGGACGUUGUUCAACUGCGACACUAACGAGACGGUUUAUCCAUCGCCAGCAGCGUACUACGAACAAUAUUCGCUAUCUCACCAAGAAUGCUUGCAUUCUCAAAAUGAAACUAAUCCUAGCGCUAAAAAUGUGAUAAUUGUUGUUUGACUUACCUCUAACAGUGUGAUUUUCUACGGUAAAUAUCUGCAUAAAUCCAUCGAAUGCUCUUCGGAAAAUUAAACAGAUUUUUCUCCCUAAAAUGUUGUCU